Molecule: messenger RNA, 2220 nt
Organism: Anopheles bellator
Lineage: Eukaryota; Metazoa; Arthropoda; Insecta; Diptera; Culicidae
Product: elongation factor 1-gamma-like
Exons: 2
Coding region: 207-1496 (429 amino acids)
Biological process (GO): translational elongation
Cellular component (GO): cytoplasm; nucleus
Molecular function (GO): translation elongation factor activity
Source: RefSeq, a predicted model, not a curated record
AAGGCGAAUGAAAAGUUUUCUUUCACAUAUUAUUCGUUUGCAGGUUAAGUUUGCUUCCACCAAACGUCAUCGCUGGCGACAGUGGCGACCUUCUUUUCAUUUCCGUCAGGCAGACACCAGACACCUAGUUGUGAAGCAGACGAGUUUGGCCAAAAUUUGUUAAAAUAUAGUGCUUUUGUGUGUUGUUUAUUACAAAGCUUGCGAAAAUGGCUGGUACGCUCUACACAUACUCGGACAAUUUUAGGGCAUACAAAGUGUUGAUCGCUGCCCAAUAUUCGGGCACAGCAGUAAAGGUAGCGGCAGACUACGUGCAUGGUGAAACGAAUCGCAGCGAAGCGUUCCUGAAGAAGUUCCCGCUCGGCAAAGUACCAGCAUUCGAGACAAAGGACGGUAAAUAUCUUACUGAAAGCAAUGCGAUCGCUUUCUACGUUGCCAACGACCAGCUGCGCGGUACAAGCGAUGUCCACCGUGCGGAGGUGAUAUCGUUUCUCAGCAGUGCCGACAGUGAGUUGCUCCCAGCAGUUCAGUCGUGGGUAUUCCCGGUUCUUGGCAUCAUGCCUUUUAACAAGAACAACGUCGAGCACGCGAAAGAUGAUCUGCGUCGCCAGAUGAUGGUGCUUAAUUCGCGGCUGCUCAAGCAGACGUUCCUCGUCGGAGAGCGGGUAACCCUGGCCGAUAUUGUGGUGUUUACCGCACUACUACCAGCGUACGUGCACGUGCUGGAUCCGUCCUUUCGAGCACCCUUCGGCGCGGUCAAUCGCUGGUUCACGACCGUGUUGAAUCAGCCGCACAUUAAACCCGUCGUCGGAAGUGUGACGCUCUGUACUAAGGUCGCUCAGGUUGAUCCGAAGAAGUACGCCGAGUUUCAGGCUCGCUUCGCCAAUGGCUCUGGUGCUGAGAAGACGGAGAAGGCGGACAAGAAAAAGGAGAAAAAGGAGAAGAAGUCGGCCCCUGCGGAGGUACUCACAGAGCAGCCGGAUGCCGCCGAUGAGCUCCUUGCGGCCGAGCCGAAACAGAACGAUCCGUUCGAGACACUGCCGAAAGGCUCGUUCAACAUGGACGAUUUUAAGCGUUUCUACUCAAACGAGGACGAAGCCAAAUCCAUUCCAUACUUCUGGACAAAGUUCGAUCCUGCGAAUUACUCGAUCUGGUACGGAGAAUACAAGUACCCCGAGGAACUGACCAAGGUGUUCAUGAGCUGCAACCUCAUCACAGGCAUGUUCCAGCGACUAGACAAGAUGCGCAAGCAGAGUUUCGCUUCUGUCUGUCUGUUCGGCGAGGACAACAACAGUACAAUCUCGGGAGUGUGGGUUUGGCGGGGCCAGGACCUUGCCUUCAAGCUGUCAUCCGACUGGCAGGUUGACUACGAGGUGUAUGAGUGGAAGAAGCUAGACCCGGCGUCGGAAGAAACGAAAAAGCUAGUGAGCCAGUAUUUCUCUUGGAGCGGCAGCGAUAAGGGCGGCCGUAAAUUUAACCAGGGUAAAAUCUUCAAAUAAAGUAUGUGCGAAUUCAUCAAAUCCGCACAAAUCAAUCCACCUGGUUAUCACAAUCAAGAAAUCAAUUUGAAAAAUUCGUUCAACCAUCAGUUAUUAGCUUUGCGACAUUUCAUCGAAAUCUGGUGCACGCUCGCGCAAGGACAACGCGAUACUUCUUUUCAAAAACAUUUUCAAAGCCUUACAAAACUCAUGUUUUUUAACGACUAGGCGGUACAUUUGAUUUGAGCUUGGUAAUGUUUCAACAGCACUCAAUCCACGGUCAACAAUAAUGUUUCGUUUUGCACCGAUCAAAGCAUGUCGCAAUGUAAAGCUGAAAUUUCCGCUAUACCGUUACCGUGACGUGAGUGAAACCUCCGACAGAAAACGAUGCAGUUUUCGAAUAACAGCUAGCAAAACGUGAACAUUUGAAAUACAAAAAGAACAGCAACAAUCAGUAAAGUGCUAGAAACAAUACGAAAUGCGACUUACCAGUAAAAGAAGAUAAAAAUGUACAGAGAUUAUUUGUAUUCGUUUGUUACAUCGGAACACACCGAAUAAAUUUAUGCGAAAUGAGCAUCUUUUGUAGAAAUUGCCUUUUGCCUUAACUUUAACAAAGGUAACUUUUUCAAAUAUCUAUAAACUUUUGCGAAUUCAUAGAAUUCGAAGAAGACCACAAAUAUCCACAUUUUUCAUAAUUAUAUGCUAUACUACGCUUUGUAAUGUAGUUAUGUUAUGAUAAUUAUAC